AUGCCACCAAAGCGUGUGGCCAAAGGCAAAUUGCAUCAGCUGGCUGUUGAACUACCAUUUAAGACAAUUAUCUCAGACUUGAGCACGAAGAAGCAGUAUUGUGUCGGACGGCAGUUCGCAACUGGAGGAUUUGGGCGCAUUUACACCUGUAAUGAG
This is a messenger RNA of Cooperia oncophora, 156 nucleotides long. The record is from the annotation of a GenBank genome assembly. NCBI's taxonomy places the organism in Eukaryota, Metazoa, Nematoda, Chromadorea, Rhabditida, Trichostrongylidae.